UGUUGCUUGGAGAAAGCUGAAGAGGUAUGUAAUGCCUUUACUGCAGAAAUGGAUGUUGAAGAUACCUUGAAUCAGCCCUUGCCUCCAUUGAAUAAAUCGGCUUCUCGUACUUCCAUCGAUGAAAGUAUUUCAUGGUUCCAUGGGAAAAUUACAAGAGAUGCAGCUGAGCAUAUUUUAGAUUCAAAUGGAAAUACCGAAGGCCUUUUUCUUGUUCGUGAAAGUGCUUCAUCGCCCGGUGAUUAUGUUUUAAGUCUUAUCCAUAAUAAAUCCCCAAUUCAUUAUCAAAUUCGUCGUCAUGGAGAAGAUGCUUUUUUUAGCAUAGAUGAUGGGCCUAUUGUUCAUGGGUUGGAAAUGCUGAUUGCAUAUUAUCAAGAUAAUGCUCAAGGAUUAUCCACCAAACUGGAACAGAUAUGCAAGGGGCAACCUCCUCCAUCUGAUACUCGAAGGCAUGGCCGUACAAAUCUUUUGCAUCGUGCUACAAAAGAAGGGGAUUUAACUGUAGUAAGAGAGCUUUUGAAAUCUGGUUACCAUAAUUUAGAUGCAAAGAACCAAGAAGGCCGGACAGCAGUACAUUUGGCCAGCAUUAUGGGGUUUGAUGAUAUACUUGAUUUAUUGUUAGAAGUUGGGGCAAAUCCAAAUAUUAGAGAUGGAAGUGGACUCUCGCCUUUGCAUUACGCUUGUCAAAAAAAUCAGUCUUCAACAGUUACUGUUCUCUUGAAAUGGGGAGCAAAUCCUCAGCUUCGUGCUACUGAAUCUGGAUGGGUACCUUUGCAUUAUGCUGCAAACCAUGGAUGUUCUGAUACUGUAAAAGAUUUACUAUCCCUGAAUACUCCAUGCCAUCCACGGUCAAAUUAUAAUGAAACACCUUUGGAUCUAGCUACAAAGAAUAAUCAUCAGGAAUGCAUAUCCUUGUUAAAAAAUUAUGUUCCUCCUCAGCCUAGUUCCACCAGAAAGUAUUGGUUUCAUGAUAACUUAGACCGUGAAGGAACAUUACAGCUUUUUGAAUCCAAGGGAUUACAAGAUGGAAUGUUUCUGGUGCGUCGAAGUACAAGGAGAAGGGAUAUUUAUGUUCUUUCUGUGGUGCAUAAUUCCCAUACAUUCAAUUAUGAAAUUCAGCGCAAGGAUAAAUUUUAUUUCAUUGAUGAUGGGCCUUACUUAGAUUCUUUAGAACAUAUUAUAGAACAUUAUAGUAGAAUGGCAGAUGGUCUUCCUACAAAUUUAAUGUAUGCAGUUGCCCCAGAAGUCUGUAGUGCUCCCACUUCUAGGAAUACUGCAAUUGAUAAUUUAACAGAAAAUGUUGUUUAUAGUAAUUUAGAAGACAGUAUUAAUGGAGAAUCAGCAUUAACUGACACACAUAAAACAGAAAGUUCCUCACGUCCGAAUUUAAUAUGCAAAGAAUCAUUAAAAUUAGGGCUACCUGUUGGAGAAGGUGAAUUUGGUUCAGUUUUAAGAGGAAAGUGGUUAAGCCCCAAAAAUAUUGAAAUUGACGUUGCAGUAAAAACUCUGCGAGAUGAACAAAUGCAAAGCUGUAGAGAGGAAUUCAUUCGCGAAGUUGAAGUAAUGGUAGGGUUAAAUCAUCGAUGUGUUGUUAAACUACUUGGAGUUUGCUUAGGCCCACCUUUGAUGAUGGUACAAGAAUUGGUACCAAUGGGAUCAUUAUUGGAUUAUCUAUUAGAUUACCCAACUCAAAUAAAUGUUCAAGAUUUACUUUUAUGGUCUGCUCAGAUUGCUUGGGGUAUGACAUAUUUGGAGAGCAAGAGAUUUGUUCAUAGAGAUCUAGCAGCAAGAAAUAUUCUUUUGUCUUCUAAAACACAGGCAAAAAUAAGUGAUUUUGGUUUAUCCAGAGCAUUGGGAACUGAAAGUGAAUAUUAUAAAGCAAGCACUGGAGGAAGGUGGCCUGUGAAAUGGUAUGCUCCAGAGUCCAUAAAUUAUGGCAAUUUUUCACAUGCUAGUGAUGUCUGGAGCUAUGGUAUCACACUGUGGGAAAUAUUUACAUAUGGUGAACCACCAUAUGGUGAAAUGACUGGAACUGAAGUUAUUCAGUUAAUUGAAGCCAAUCAACGUUUAACUAUUCCUGAAGAUUGCCCUGAGAAAAUUAGAAGGAUAAUACAGCAAUGCUGGUUGUACAAUCCUGGAAAGCGGCCAACUUUUAAACAAUUGUAUAAUUUGUUUUGUACAGAUCCGGAAUACUCUGCAUUAUGGGAACAUUUUAAACUAGCAGAAUAAACAUUUCCCUUUAAUAUAUAUUUUUGAUGUAUAUAGUGAUAUGAGAAACAAUUUUUAUUUUUGUAUCAAUAUUUUAUUUAUCAAACUUGACACAAGACUGUUUUAUUUAUGUCAUGUCUAAUUGUACAUACAGCAGAACCAUGGUUAUCUGAGGCUGUGUGGACCAAUGUAACCUAUAGCCUGUUCAGUCCAAAAUUAUAGAUAUAAAUAUUUUGCAAAUUUUUGUUAUUAGAGAAUAACUUGAAGAAACGUAAGAGAGAAAGUGAGGAAAGGUGAGAGAGAAAUUUAUGAUUAUUGUUUUGAACUUUCUCAGAAAUGUUCCUUAGAUUUAUUUUUAAGUGGUUCUUCUCUUUGCUGUGAUGUUUUUUAGUGAUCUUAGCAUCAAGAGCACUGGCUGGUGUGUCUAUCUAAAAAAAUCAUUCAUUUGAUAGCAUUUACACCACCUAUAUCAGAAAUCUUGCAUAGACUUUCUUUAUGCACAAUAUAGUUACUUGAGAUAUUAAUACAGUUAAUAUCGUACUAAUAUAGUUAUUAAUGGCAAAAUAUUGUUAUUAUUAUUAAUUUUUAAUAAGAAAAAUUGUGCGUUAGAAGUCAGCUUCAGAAAAUCCAAAACCUUAGUUACUCUACUGUAUUAAUUUUCAAUAAUUCUGAAAAUUUUUUUUAUCUUAAUAAAAAAUAUAUUGUGGCUUCUUGCUACAUUACUAUAUGUAAGAUUUUUGGCAGUAUAAGCUUUGUAAUUGUUAAAAAAAAGUAAUGCUGCUAACUUUUAAUAUAAAUAUUUUUAUAUUCCUUAUGCUUUUUUAUUUUUAAUGAUUAUUUGCCUCUCAUUGUUGUUUUUUUAACUGUUUUGUCAUGAAAGAAGCAAGUAAAUCCAUGUAGUCUUGUAAAUGCAAAUUAUUUGAAUUUUAUUGUUAUGCUUUGAAAAGGCUAUAUGCAAUGAAAUUGCUUUUCUGUGAAAUACAGGCAUAAAUUAUUUUUAAGGUAUGAUAACAGAGAAUAUCUAGAAUUUUAUUAACUGGUUUUUUAUAAAUGAUAUAUCUUUUAUUUAUUAUUAUACAAUGUAUAUAUAUGCUUUUUAAAUUAGAUAUUGUUUUAAAUUGACAUCCAUUGGUGUCCAUAUGCUUUUGAUGUAAUUAAGUGGGUUACAAACUAUGUGUUUAUGUAAAUAACUCUCACUGUUCUAAAUUUUUUUUAAUUCAAAAUGUCUUGAGCAAACAUUUUCUUCAAAUGAUCUUUUGUUUUUUUGGGUUAAAUGCUCUUCCUGAUAUUAAAUUUUAAACACUUGGCAAAACAUGUUUAAAUAUGUCUAUUUUACAUUUUUUUCUUUUCAAACCUUUUCGUAGUAAAUAAUGAAAAGUUAAAAGCUUAAUAUGUUGAUAGUAUUUAAGCUUACACAUUUUUAACUUGGCUUCAGUGCAGUAUUUUUAAUUUCUAUACCAUAUUACAAAACUGUAUACUUUUGUUGUUGUUGUUGUUGUUUAAACUUUUCUCCUCAUCUUGCACUUAAAUUUCAUAUUGUUGCAAACUAUUGGAAUUAGUAAUAGUGGAAAAAAUGAACCUAUUGAGGUAUUAUAUAAACUUUAAUAUUUAGCAUAGAGAAGAAAUGCUGUGAAAAGCAAAUGUUCAUUGAAGUAUUUGUUUUAAAUAUUAAAAAUUUGUCAGCUAAUUA
This is a messenger RNA of Stegodyphus dumicola, 3895 nucleotides long. Its product is annotated as tyrosine-protein kinase HTK16-like. Gene Ontology annotation, molecular function: protein binding; protein tyrosine kinase activity; ATP binding. Gene Ontology annotation, biological process: protein phosphorylation. Lineage: Eukaryota; Metazoa; Arthropoda; Arachnida; Araneae; Eresidae. The record is from RefSeq and is a predicted model, not a curated record.